This is a messenger RNA of Populus trichocarpa (black cottonwood), 886 nucleotides long. RefSeq lists its product as uncharacterized. Lineage: Eukaryota; Viridiplantae; Streptophyta; Magnoliopsida; Malpighiales; Salicaceae. The transcript has a single exon. Bases 159 to 653 code for a protein of 164 amino acids. The record is from RefSeq and is a predicted model, not a curated record.
UUUUCUAUAUUUUCAAUCUCUCCCCUUCAACAACCCUAAGUUUUGGUUCUUCAUUUCCAACACUCUCGUCCUAAUCAUUGCUGCGUGUGGAUUAUGGUUCAUUCUCUUCCUCGUCAAAAGGCAUUAAUAAACAUGAUAUUUAUGAAGAGCACGUGGUAAUGAGGAGGCAAAGAAGUGUUCCAACAUCCCCCUCAUCAGCAUACUCGGAAUUUAUCAAGACAGUACGCUUGAAUGAAGAAACGAUAAAUAAAGAGAGUCGAGAAAAGACACGAGCUGCCCACCAAAGAAAAUUGCCAGUUGUUCAUGAAAGUGUUGAACAUGAAAGUCCUUCCUCCGUUAAUUCCCAGGAGAGAAAGAGGCUAGAAACUAGUGCCGUAAGAAGUGGUGAAGCUAUUCGUCACAAGAAGAAGGCUGUUGUACCAAAAGCUUUACAACGUAGCAAGUCGGAGAUUGUUAAGCGGGUGGUGAUUGAUGAGAGUAAGAACAUUAUACGUAGAAUAGAAACUGAAAACUAUGAGCCACCAGACUCUGUUGAAGAAAAAAAUGAGUACGCAAAUAUGUCCAAUGAAGAUUUAAAUAGAAGAGUUGAGGAGUUCAUUCAGAGGUUCAAUAAGCAAGUUCGGCUUCAAGGAGAAGUUUAUUCAAGAAAAUAGGGAUCGAGAUAAUAAAAGAUCACCCUUUUGCUGUCUUCGUGCUUAUGUCCGUGUCUGUGUCUUGCCUUCCACUUGGCUACUAUAUAUUUUACUUAGUUUUUCUUAGUGUGCAACUGCUUUAGACUUUUUCCAUGCUGCAGUAUUCUUGCCUUUGUAUAGGAACUUGUUUUCCUUGUGUGGUUAUGUUCCUUUUGCACUAAUAAUUUAAUUUAUGUUCAUUGUUUCAAAAUUAA